AUGUCGGAAUUCGAGGUGCCCGCGUCUCUGCCGGCGGGGCAGAGUGCCGUAACCGGCGAUAUUAGAAACGAAGUCAAGAAGCCCAAGAAGAAAAAGGUCCUGCUCAUGGGCAAGAGUGGCUCUGGAAAAUCGAGCAUGAGGAGCAUCAUAUUCAGCAACUACAUUGCAAGAGAUACGCGAAGGCUCGGCGCGACCAUUGAUAUUGAUCUAUCCCAUGUCAAGUUCCUUGGCAACUUGACCCUAAACCUAUGGGACUGUGGUGGCCAAGAAGCCUUCAUGGAGAAUUAUCUCUCGCAGCAGCGCGUGCACGUAUUUUCAAACGUUGGCGUGCUCAUCUACGUCUUUGAUAUCGAGUCUCGGGAUGUCGAUCGGGACAUGGCAACCUAUGUCUCCAUUAUGUCGGCACUUACCCAAUACUCACCCGGGGCCAAGGUCUACGUGCUCAUCCACAAGCUUGAUUUAAUCAUGACGCAUGUGCGCGAGAAUGUCUUCAUGGAGCGUGUACGCCUCGUGCGGCAGAAGACGGCCGAAUUCAGGCAAGGAUCAGGAUUCACGGGAGACCUUGAUGUGACCCCCUUUGCCACAUCCAUAUGGGAUCAGUCCCUAUACAAGGCAUGGGCUAGCAUCAUACACGAUCUUGUGCCAAACUUGUCCGUUAUCGAGUCUCAGUUGGAAGCGCUAGGCAUCCUGAUUGAGGCCGAGGAACUGCUCUUAUUCGAGCGGACCAGCUUCCUGGUCGUGUCCAACUGGACUUCGGAAGAGGGGCAUAACAAUCCCACAGCUGACCGUCAGGAGCGCAUCUCCAACAUUCUCAAACAUUUUAAGCAGAGUAUCAGCCGCUUUACUGGGACUCCGAGAAAUGCAGAGCAGUUCACCUUGAUGGAGCACAAGGCUGGCGGUCGAUUUUCCAUAUUCUGCCUCAAGUUCACUACCAAUACAUAUCUCAUGGUGAUAUUGCCGCCGGGUGAGGCGCGUUUCAACGCGGCCAAGCUAAAUUGUCAGAUUGCUCGAGAAAGCUUCAAGUUCCUUGACGGGCCCGUGUCUGCCCCCGGACAAGCUCAGAUUACCGCAUGA
This is a messenger RNA of Pestalotiopsis fici W106-1, 1074 nucleotides long. RefSeq lists its product as uncharacterized. Gene Ontology annotation, molecular function: GTPase activity; GTP binding. The coding region runs from base 1 to 1074 and encodes 357 amino acids. NCBI's taxonomy places the organism in Eukaryota, Fungi, Ascomycota, Sordariomycetes, Amphisphaeriales, Sporocadaceae. The record is from RefSeq and is a predicted model, not a curated record. Gene Ontology annotation, biological process: cellular response to amino acid stimulus; cellular response to starvation; regulation of autophagy. The transcript has 3 exons. Gene Ontology annotation, cellular component: Gtr1-Gtr2 GTPase complex; nucleus; fungal-type vacuole membrane.